AUGCUUCAGCGAACCAUCCUCCCAAUCAUGGGCUUCUUGGCCCUAGCCUCUGCACAGGAGGUGCAAGUCCAAGAAGCACCUCCUCCCCCACCCCAGCUUCUCAAUUCAACGAAAUCCGGUGUCCUUCCGCAACUUCCCACUCAAACACCCUUCACUGGGAUUCCCACACUCCAGGGAGCCAUCAUUUCACCAGUACCUCCCCAGCCAGGCUACACAGGCCUCUUGGGCACUGCAACUGCAGUCUCCAACCAGCCCACAGCAACAUACCGUGCCUCACUCCCAGACAGCAUGUUCGAUCCGCUCGUGGGCACCAUGGUCCAGGGAACCAUUGAGGCCGUCGGGCAAGCUGACGGCGUGCACUUCACCGUCAACAUAACCAACCUUCCCGACCAAGCCGCGUAUGGUCCAUUCAACUGGCACAUCCACACUAUGGCUGUACCGGCAAACGGAAACUGCACAGCUACGCUCUCACACUUGGAUCCCACGAACCGUGGCGAGUACAUCAUGUGCGACGCCUCUGCGCCAGAAACCUGCCAAGUGGGCGACCUCGCGGGGAAACAUGGUGGCAAGAUUGCCACGCCCAACACCUUCUACACGGAGUUCGUGGAUGCGUAUUUGAGCACUGAGGCGGGGACCCCAGGAUUCUUUGGCGGCCUGGGGUUUGUGCUGCACUCGGCUAACACGACGAGGAUUACUUGUGCAAAUUUUGAGAUGGUCGAGAGCGGGAAUGCGACGUCAGGAAACGCGACUGCGACUAGUACCGCGACGAUGCCAGAGUACACUGGCGCAGCGGGUAAGCUUGGUGCGGGUGUCGGAGCGGUUGUUGUUGGAUUGGUUGCUGCGCUGUUGUAG
Messenger RNA from Dothidotthia symphoricarpi CBS 119687, 852 nucleotides. RefSeq lists its product as uncharacterized. The transcript has a single exon. Gene Ontology annotation, biological process: superoxide metabolic process. Lineage: Eukaryota; Fungi; Ascomycota; Dothideomycetes; Pleosporales; Dothidotthiaceae. The record is from RefSeq and is a predicted model, not a curated record. Bases 1 to 852 code for a protein of 283 amino acids. Gene Ontology annotation, molecular function: metal ion binding.